AUGGAUGGUGGGGUGUAUAGGGAUGAAGGGGGUGAAGGAGAUGAUGAUUGUGAUGGGGAUGAUGGAGAUAAUGGAGAUGAUCGAGCUGAUGGAGAUGAUGAGGAUGAUGGGGGUGAUGGGGAUGAAGAGGGUGAUGGAGAUGAUGGAGAUGAUGGGGAUGAUUGGGGUGAUGGGGGUGAAGGGGGUGAUGGAGAUGAUGGAGAUUAUGGGGGUGAUGGGGAUUAUGGGGAUGAUGGAGUUGAUGGAGAUGAUGGAGAUGAUAGGGAUGAUGGGGAUGAUGGGGGUGAUGGGAUGAAGGGGGUGAAGGGGGUGAAGGAGAUGAUGGGUGUGAUGGGGAUGAUGGAGAUGAUGGAGAUGAUCGAGAUGAUGGAGGUGAUGGGGAUGAUGGAGAUGAUGGAGAUGAUAGGGAUGAUGGGGAUGAUGGGGGUGAUGGGGAUGAAGGGGGUGAAGGAGAUGAUGGGUGUGAUGGAGAUGAUUGGGAUGAUGGGGGUGUAG
Danaus chrysippus (African queen) is the source of this 495-nucleotide messenger RNA. Lineage: Eukaryota; Metazoa; Arthropoda; Insecta; Lepidoptera; Nymphalidae. The record is from the annotation of a GenBank genome assembly.